This is a messenger RNA of Aaosphaeria arxii CBS 175.79, 1440 nucleotides long. RefSeq names its product NAD-binding Rossmann fold oxidoreductase family protein. The record is from RefSeq and is a predicted model, not a curated record. Bases 91 to 1194 code for a protein of 367 amino acids. The transcript has 2 exons. NCBI's taxonomy places the organism in Eukaryota, Fungi, Ascomycota, Dothideomycetes, Pleosporales. Gene Ontology annotation, molecular function: nucleotide binding.
CUCUCUACUCUCUUACAUAUUUACUAACUAUCGCUCCUACACCCGUAGAAUUACAUCUAAGCUUUAGCCAAGAAAGAAGAGAAAGAUAUCAUGCCAGACCAGAAGCGAAUUGGAUUCAUUGGACUUUCGGCCCAAAGCUCAUGGGCUUCAACCUCCCACCUGCUGUAUCUACAAAAAACAUCGCUAUACAAGAUCACAGCACUCCAGAACAGCUCGAAGACAUCAGCUGAAGCCGCUGCGACAAAGUAUUCGUUGGGCAACGUUGCAACCUUUGACAAUCCCACCGAACUUGCAUCAAGCUCAGACGUUGACAUCAUCGCCGUCAGCGUCAAGGUUCCUGAGCAUUACAAGCUUGCUAAACCCGCGCUUGAAGCCGGCAAGGAUGUUUUCGUCGAGUGGCCGCUAGCUCGCAACCUCGCCGAAGCCGAGGAACUUGUGCAACUGGCGAGGGAGAAGGGCGUCAGGACCAUGGUGGGAUUGCAAGCGCGCCAGAGUCCUUCCAUUCUGAAAGCAAAGGAGAUUGUGCAGUCAGGAAAGCUAGGCAAGAUCUUGACUUCGACCAUGUUCGGCCACGGUGCGAUCUUCGGUCCUGUCAUGAACGAUGCAUUCUCGUAUGGUCUACCGAUUGAGGCUGGAGCGAACUUGCUUUCCAUUCCCUUUGGUCACGCCGUGGAUGCGUUGUGUUACGUUCUGGGAGAAUUGAAAGAUGUCUCGGCUACGCUCGCGAACCUCUUGCCCGAACUUGAUUUGAUCGAUAAGGAUGGCAAGCCUGUAGGAAAGGCUAAGAAGACAGCACAUGAUCAGAUCAACAUCACUGGUCAGCUCGUGAACGGCGGCGGCCUUGUAAAUGUCACCUAUGCGGGUGGUCUCUCCCGUACUAACCGAGACUUUGUAUGGGAGAUCAUUGGUACAGAAGGCACACUCAUACUAGAGGGAGGAAGGAUGGGUGGCCAUGUGCAGAUGUACCAGCCCACGGUCAAGCUUGCAGAAGGACAAAAAGAGCUAGAAACGGUCGAGUUUGAGAAAGCCGCCGACUUCUCGUACAACGUGGGUAAGGCGUGGGACGCCUGGGCUGAAGUUGGAUUGGACAAAGGGCAUGCCGUUACGACAUUUGAAGAUGCGCUUGUGAGACAUAAGAUGAUCGAUGCUAUUUAUCGAAGUGCGGAGAAGGGCACGAAGGAAAGCUAUCUAUAAACUUUUCAGACAAGAAAAGGUGCUUGUAUUGGGACUCAAUGAGACUGUUGGUGCAUCGUAGCGCUCCUCAAUUUAGCGACUCUCACUGGUAUCUCUCGUGCAGCUUUACGACAUAAGUUCAUUGUUACUUUUUCCCUGUCUUGGAAAUGUUGAUCGUGUUCAAAUGUAGGUCACAAUAUGUAACUAAGAAGUUGGUAAAAAAUCGAGGAUUGUAAGUACUGGAAAGGAUUGACAAAUCCGCUCAAU